Periconia digitata is the source of this 1825-nucleotide messenger RNA. NCBI's taxonomy places the organism in Eukaryota, Fungi, Ascomycota, Dothideomycetes, Pleosporales, Periconiaceae. The record is from the annotation of a GenBank genome assembly.
UUUGCCGUCGUCAUGGAGUUCACCAAGCGCCAAUUGAGACUCUCACUCUUUACUGCCACGUUCUUUAGACUUUGCCACUCUACAGCUACUCUGGAGCAAUGGCAAACCUUGAAUGCAACAUUGGGGGGUAGACUCCACGCUGGUGUGCCCAUUGCCGAAUCAUGUUUCAGUCAGGAAGGCUAUCAUUCGAGUACCUACAUCACUGGCCAGUUUGGUGGCUACACCAACGCAAACUGGGCGACUUGCCAGAAGACUGCCCAAGGGUGCUCUUUGGACUGGCUAGAUCCAUUCAACUCCACCGUCUUUGCAACCGGACAAGUUUGCCACCAGGGCAGCGUCCCACCCUUCUACAUCGAUGUGAGGAACGUUUCGGAUAUUCAGGCAGGCCUCAAGUUCGCCAAGAUAACAGGGACACCCUUAACUAUCAAGAACACAGGGCAUGACUACCAGGGAAGAAGCUCGGCGCCGGGGUCUCUUGCCUUGUGGACACACAAUAUUAGGCCAGAAAUCAAGCUUGCUAACGAGUUCAUCCCCGAGGGAUGCUCGGCGCCGGUACAAGGGAAAGCAGUGACGUUUGGUGCUGGCCAACAAUUUGGUGGUUUGUAUGAUUUUGGCAACCAGAACAACGUGACAAUUAUUGGGGGAAUCUCCUCUACCGUCGGCACGGCGGGUGGAUGGAUUGCCGGAGGUGGCCAUAGCCAGAUCUCUAACGCGUUCGGACUAGGUGUCGACAAUGUUCUGCAGAUCAAGACUGUCCUUCCUAACGGAACACUCAUUACUGCCAACGAGUGCCAGAACCAGGACAUGUGGUUCGCACUGAGAGGUGGUGGAGGAGGCACAUUCGGGGUCAACUACGAGAUGACAUCCAAAGCUUGGCCUGUGACCAGUCUUCGCGUCGCCUUCGUGACAUUCGACUCGUCACACCCCACAACCACGUCCACGUUCCUCUCCAUCAUGAUUGAAAACGCAAGUCGAUGGGCGAAAGAGGGCUGGUCUGGUCACUUCUACGGCGGCGCAAAUUACUCGCAAGCCUCGGGCUACAUUCUCGCGACCCCUCUCCUCAGCAAAGAUGAAGCCAGCGCAUCCAUGCAACCCGUUUUCGACAAGCUAUCCGCAUCGCUCGGCAAUGUAACCCUCACCGCCGAGAUGAGGAACUACGACACUUUUUACGAUUUCUACGAGGAAAUCCUUCUGCCUGCCGGUCAGCAAAUCGGCGUUGCAACGGCCUUUGGUGGCCGACUCGUCCCAUCGUCUUCCUUCGAAGGCGCCGAGAACCAAGCCAAGCUUCGCGAUGCACUCUUGUCCGUCAAAGCCAUCCUCACCUACCCGACUCGCAACACCACCGACCCAAAUGUAGUCAAAUACGGCGCCCCCUUCGUUGUGCAAGCCGUCAGCCCUAACAAUUACCCCACCACAGCCGCCAACGACACUUCCUCCAUCCCGCCCGUCUGGCGCGACAGCAUCUGGAACGUCGUUGCCAAUCUUCCUUUCUCAAACCAAGCCAGCGCCGACGAAAUCCAGCGCGCCUUCCAAGGAGGCCACGAGGCGGCUGAAGUCCUGCGCGAAGCUAUGCCAGAUAGCGCCGCCUACUCGAACGAGGCGGAUCUGUACGAGACGAACUAUACGACCUCUUUUUGGGGUGAGAAGAAUUACGAGAGGUUGCUUUCUAUCAAGAAGGAGAUUGACCCUGAUAAUCUGCUGACGUGCUGGCAUUGUGUCGGGUGGAAUCCCGAUGAUGCCAAGUACGGAUGCUACCCUACGCUGAGUGCUUGAUUCAAUCGCCACUUCCGCAGGCAUCCUACGUACCAAUAACAAUCCAAAACCA